AACACGAGAAAGGUUAGACAAAAGCUCCAAAGUAAACUGCACCUUUCGCUUUUUCUGCAGAUUCUUCGUCUUCCAAUCCGCAAAAUCCAUCGCCAAAUUCGCCUGAGAAAUCUUAACCCGAUUCAUCUAAGGGAUUGAAGGAUAGAUUGAGAUAAUUGGGUCGAUCGUGGGAUUUUCCCAUACCCAUUUUGAUCGAUCGGCAUGUCCUUCUCCUUCUUCAAGCCCUCGAGGCCGAAAACACCCCAGGAGGUGGCCAAGACGAUCAAGGAUAGCCUUAUGGCUCUCGAUACCAAAACCGUCGCCGAAGUUAAAGCCCUUGAAAAGGCGAUGGAAGAAGUUGAGAAGAAUUUUGUGACCAUGAGAUGCAUGCUUUGUGGAGAUGGGGAAGUUGAACCAAAUCCGGAUCAAGUCUUGCAGUUGGCAGUUGAAAUUUGCAAGGAGGAUGUUCUUGAUCUUCUUAUUAACAAGUUGCCUACUUUGGGAUGGGAAGCGAGAAAGGAUUUAGUACACUGUUGGUCCAUAUUGUUGAAGCAAAAAGUUGACUCCACAUAUUGCUGUGUGCAGUAUAUUGAGAACCAUUUGGAAUUGCUAGAUUUUCUAGUUGUAUGCUAUGAUAACAAGGAAAUUGCUUUGAAUUGUGGGAAUAUGCUAAGGGAGUGCAUCAAAUUUCCAACCCUUGCAAAAUACAUAUUAGAGUCUCCCAGCUUUGUUUUAUUCUUCAAAUUUGUGGAGUUGCAAAACUUUGAUGUUGCUUCUGAUGCAUUUUCAACCUUCAAGGAUUUGCUUACUAAACAUGGAGAUGUUGUCUCUCAAUAUUUGACUGCUCAUUAUGAUGAGUUCUUUGAUCUAUAUGAAAAGCUCCUGACAUCUUCUAAUUAUGUCACAAGAAGGCAAUCUUUAAAGCUUCUAUCUGAAUUUCUUUUGGAGCCUCCAAAUUCCAAUAUAAUGAAGCGCUUUAUUCAAGAAGUUCGGUUCUUGAAAGUCAUGAUGACAUUGCUCAAGGAUUCAAGCAAAAACAUCCAGAUCUCAGCUUUCCAUAUUUUCAAGGUUUUUGUUGCUAACCCUAACAAACCAAGAGAAGUAAAGCUUAUUCUGGCCAAAAACCAUGAGAAGUUAGUGGAUUUGCUUCAGAAUCUCCCCGGAAAAGGAGCUGAUGAUGAAUUUGAUGAAGAAAAGGAACUGAUUAUCAAGGAAAUUCAGAGAGUCUCCCGACUACCACACCUUGAACGUUAACCUACUCCUUAUUGUUGGUAAUUUCCCAUUCUAAUUCUAAGGGAUAAUAUCUGUGUCAACAAGCAAAGAAAGCUGCAUUUACUGAUUGUUAAGCCACCGGUAUGGUGAGAAUUUGUGAUCACAUGAAAUCAUGUUAGUGGUGUCAUCUAGGCACCUCCCAUUGCAGAUCCUCCAGACAAAUUUGAUCAUGCGUAGGUAAAUAUGAGUUUUGCAUAGUAAACGGCAUUUGUGUGAGCAAUCCAUGUUCUGUAAUUAUGUUCUGAGUGAUUUAGAUUUAUGACCCUAGACCUUAACCGCCGGAUUAAGGUGUGAAGCAUAAUUGAAGCUCUUCUAUUUGCCAUUCUUUUAUGAUUUUAACUUCUGCGUUUGCAGUUCCAUAAAGGAUUAAAUGCACAGAGAUGAUUUCCCAAUUCCUAUUAUUAACCUGUGAACAUGAUGGCCCUGUGACUUGUAACGAAACAGGACAUUGUGGAUUGAGUGUGGUGUGGAGGUGAGGUGUCUAGUUGGGUUAUGUUUUAUUGGAUGUAAUCACAAAUUAAAUAAAGCUUGUUGGAAGGA
This is a messenger RNA of Rubroshorea leprosula, 1791 nucleotides long. The record is from the annotation of a GenBank genome assembly. Lineage: Eukaryota; Viridiplantae; Streptophyta; Magnoliopsida; Malvales; Dipterocarpaceae.